Molecule: messenger RNA, 858 nt
Organism: Drosophila innubila
Lineage: Eukaryota; Metazoa; Arthropoda; Insecta; Diptera; Drosophilidae
Product: homeobox protein AKR-like
Exons: 2
Coding region: 139-792 (217 amino acids)
Biological process (GO): regulation of transcription by RNA polymerase II
Molecular function (GO): DNA-binding transcription factor activity, RNA polymerase II-specific; RNA polymerase II cis-regulatory region sequence-specific DNA binding
Source: RefSeq, a predicted model, not a curated record
UAUUUGAGAUUAGUGCUUAAAGCAGUUCAGCAGUCAUAAGAUUUUGUCUUGAAUUAAAUCUCUGCAUUUUGAGAAACUUAAAGAGCUUGUUCUCCUAAAUAAACUGAAACUGAAAUCGUUGUCGAAUAUUUGGUAACGAUGUCUGCCGAUGAACUGAUGUUAUCUGAUGAAGUUCGACAGCGAAUUCUUGAUUUCACGAAAAGAAUGGAGAGAACAGGUAGCGACGACUACAACAAGGAGCCGCAGGAAGAGAUGUCACAAGGAGAGAUGGCACCGGUGCUGACCACAGAUCAGCAUGAUCUAAUGGCUGCCGUUAACAUUGAGGUGGACAUGAAUAUAGUGCCAGAGCAGGCCAGCGCUUCCGAUGACAGCAACGAGAUGCGGCACCCAGUAGGACUCGAUGAGGAGCAACCAACACGUCGUGGCAAUUUGCCACCGCAAGCUGUGAAGAUCCUCAAGAGCUGGCUCUACGAGCAUCGCUACAAUGCCUAUCCCAGCGAGAUGGAGAAGCAGCUGCUGGCCAACAAGGGCGACAUAUUGGUUCAGCAGGUGAACAACUGGUUCAUCAAUGCUCGGCGCCGCAUUCUGCCCGGCAUGAUUCGGCGCGAUGGCAACAAUCCGUCCCAUUUCACCAUCUCGCGUCGUGCCAAGAAGUCAAUGCCCAACUAUGGCAUCAAAAUGAACAGCUCUGCAAAUCGCAACAACAAUUGCCGCCAAUCUGAUGUCCCAGUGCCCAGGUCAAGCGAGGUUGGCCAGGAGCAUGUUGAUAAAAAUUGCAUCAAUUUCAUUUAGGCCUUGUUUGAUAUUUAAUUUUAUCCAGUUUAUCCAAACAAUAUCCAUUUAUUGAUCCAAGAUGCA